This is a messenger RNA of Caenorhabditis remanei, 999 nucleotides long. RefSeq lists its product as uncharacterized. The transcript is spliced from 4 exons. Lineage: Eukaryota; Metazoa; Nematoda; Chromadorea; Rhabditida; Rhabditidae. The record is from RefSeq and is a predicted model, not a curated record. The coding region runs from base 1 to 999 and encodes 332 amino acids. Gene Ontology annotation, molecular function: structural constituent of cuticle.
AUGACUUCUGAAUCUUCUCGUGGUGACGAUGAUCCGAAGUUCGAGGCCCAAGAGGCGGAUGCCAUGCGGAAAUUGGCGUUUUUUGGAAUCGCAAUUUCUACCGUCGCCACACUGACAGCUAUCAUGGCGGUGCCAAUGCUCUAUAAUUAUAUGCAACAUGUGCAGUCGGCGUUACAGUCAGAGGUGGAUUUCUGCCGUCACCGGACAAAUGGCCUGUGGGAUGAGUAUAAUAAGUUCGAGACAGUAGCCGGCGUGCGUGGCCGUAUCAAACGUGCCGCCUAUCAGAAAUCCAAUGGAGUCACCGGACGUCUCGCCCAUCGUCGUCGUGCAGUGGCUCGCGGCGCCUCCAGUUAUGACAGUGGUUACGGUGAUGAAAAUCCAGUCGGUGGAGGUGGUGGAGGUACUCCCGCCUGCUGUUCGUGUGGUGUCGGUCCACCAGGACCCCCUGGUCAACCAGGAAUCGACGGCACCCCUGGCAACGAUGGAUCCGCUGGAAAUCCGGGGACACCCGGUCAAGAUGCUAUUGGAGAUGAGUCGCCGACUGCCGCAGACUUCUGUUUCGACUGUCCAACAGGUCCGCCAGGACCCCCAGGACGUCCUGGACCGAAAGGACCUAACGGGGAGCCAGGAGCUCCGGGGACACCUGGAGGGAACGCGUUACCAGGGCCACCAGGGCCUCCAGGACCCCAAGGACCUCCAGGAGCCGACGGGUUACCGGGUAAUCCUGGAGCCCCUGGUGCUCCUGGACAAGUUAUCGAAGUGCCUGGUACGCCCGGACCCGCGGGACCACCAGGACCGCCUGGACCAAUUGGAGCACCUGGACAACCUGGAGCACCAGGAAGCUCACAACCUGGACCACAAGGACCGCCUGGCGACCCGGGAAUCGAUGGAGCCGCAGGAAAUCCGGGAUCACCGGGAGAGCCGGGGCCGCCGGGACAACCCGGAGCAGGCGGAGGAUGCGAUCAUUGUCCGCCGCCGAGAACUGCGCCUGGAUAUUAA